Molecule: messenger RNA, 5427 nt
Organism: Hemiscyllium ocellatum (epaulette shark)
Lineage: Eukaryota; Metazoa; Chordata; Chondrichthyes; Orectolobiformes; Hemiscylliidae
Product: tetraspanin-9-like
Exons: 7
Coding region: 456-1448 (330 amino acids)
Cellular component (GO): membrane
Source: RefSeq, a predicted model, not a curated record
GAGAGAGAGAGAAAGCUUGAACAGCUGAUCGCUGAGGUUGAAGGAACAUGUGAGCGGUGCAUAGAGCCCCUGGAGAGCUGCAGAGGUUGAAAUACACAGUGCAGGAGACCGGGGAGCAUGAGGAGGGGAAGCCACUGUAAAGUUUAAACAGGGGCUAGCAGGAAUUCCAGCAUCUAGCAGCUAUGUGCUUCGAGUAGCUGAGCAGGAGGACACAUUCUUGAUCAUGUGGCGUUGCAGGAGCUGCUGAUUGUUGAGAGCGUGGAUUGGAAGCUCCCAGUACAUGGAGAGAUAAGAGAUUACCCCCUCCCCCGUGCGUGUCUCUCCCUCUCUCUCUCUCACACACACACAGGCUCUCUGACUGACCUCCAGUUUAUCCUGCGCUUGUGUCCCUUCAUCCUGUGCCGAGCACCGAGACAUGUUUGACACUGAAUGUGAGAGCUGGGAAGAGGGAGAAUAUGGAGAAGUCGAGUAGUGAGGAGUUUUCUAUCCACCGAAGCCCCUCUGUGGAGAGCAGAGACUCGGAGGUUGGAAAAGCCUCCACGUCUGGACAGCAGUUUGGUCGUGGAUUUACGGCUGGGGCUUUCUAUGGCAACUCCGGCAGCCGCUGCAAGGAGCCGGCGGGACCCGGUGUCAACAGGGGCAAAUACACCGCCCCUAAAGGCAGCAAGUAUGUGGUGUUUUACCUCGACCUGUCCUUUGUUUUUCUCCUAGAAUUCCAAAAGUGCAACAUGGCAAGAGGCUGUUUGUGUUGUCUGAAGUACUUGAUGUUUCUUUUCAACCUGAUCUUUUGGCUCUGUGGCUGUGGACUCCUAGGAGUGGGAAUAUGGCUGUCAGCUACACAAGGCAGCUUCGCCACCUUAGCACCGAGUCUGCCUUCGCUCUCAGCUGCCAACCUGCUCAUUGCCAUUGGGACCAUUGUGAUGGUGGUCGGAUUUCUGGGGUGUCUCGGUGCCAUCAAGGAAAGCAAGUGCCUCCUUUUAAGUUUUUUCAUUGUCCUGCUGAUCAUUUUCUUUAUGGAGCUGAUCCUCGUCAUUUUGUUCUUCGUGUACAGGACAGAGGUAGCAGAGUAUGCACGUGGGGAUCUGAAGUUGGGCCUGAGACUAUACGAAUCAGAGGGAAAUAUUGGACUGACUAACGCAUGGAACAUCAUUCAGACAGAGUAUGAGUGCUGCGGUGUUGACAAUGCAACAGAUUGGCAUAACAUACUGGGUGGUAACAAAGUCCCUGAUUCCUGCUGUCAGGAAUACAGCAGAGGGUGUGGAGAGGUCAAUCCCAGCAAGUGGUUUGUGCAGGGUUGCUAUGACACGAUUGAGACGUUCCUUGAGAAGCAAACAGCUGUGAUUGGCUCGAUAGUGAUGUCCAUUGUGGUGAUUCAGAUCCUUGGAAUGGCUUUCUCAAUGACGUUGUUCCAUCAGAUCUCCAGAACUGGUAAAAAAUACAAAGCCUAAUCUUGGUUGGAUGAUGAUUCGAUGCCCUCACAAUAUCGCGAAGCAUUCUUCAGAAGCUCGGAGCUUUGUCUGCCAGGCACAGUUCUAGUCAUCCUCUGCACUGGGAAACCUGCUCCGAUGGCUCCUUAAACUUUUGCCAAAGAAUUAUAAAGCGCUAAACACCGUCAGCUUCUCUCUGGCAACUCUGCUCACCCAUCUCUCCACUUUGUCCCCUACUCUCCUACUCCGAAAGAUGUAGUGCUGAUUCAGAACCUCCGUUCUUCAUCACAAAAGAGCAGACAAGUACAAAACUCCAUGUUGAACAGGCCACAGCUCUGUUGGUACAGGAAUGUCACUUUGAAAAGGAUUCCAAAGUUAUUCCCACGUGUCGGAGCACAGACAGCAGUUUUGUUGCCCCGAUCUCUGGCUUGACACCUGGAAAGUUGAUUUUUAACCAUUUCAUUCUUUGUGUGGGAAAGUUUUACUGACGUCUGUCUUGAGUUGCAUUAGGAGGUCACUUGUCUAUAUCGGUCUGCAAGGGAAGGGGGAGUUUCUCAGGACUUUGCUCAUCUGUCUGAACUGUUCACUUGGCAAACAGUGCUCCCCCAGUGACAGUGACACUCCACAAGAUAGCAGUCAGAAGAAUUUAUAUCCUUCAUGCAGGUACCUUUUUUUAUAAAACAGGGAUUCUGUAAGUCAGGGUUGACUGUCAGUACUUGCCUGGUGCAGCUCACUACUAACCAACAGAUGCCAUCUGAGGGGCUAAUAUUUCUCAGCAACCUCUCUGAGGUGUAACAGAAAACAAUGACCUAGUCCCUGUGUUGCUGAAACUCACCCUGAACUGCUCAACACAAGCUAUAGUGAGGAAGCUGCUGAGAGGGUAUUGCUGCUUUAGUUCAUGAGCCAGAGUUGAGGUCUGACCAUCAGCAUGUAUUCACUUACUCUUUGCAAAUACAAAUGGAACUUUUUUUUAAUGUAGUUUAGGAAUUGUAUCUUUUAAGUAAAUAAUGGAGCAUUUUUUUGUACUGUUUGUACUGUUUUAUAUGGGCUCUUUCUGCUUUAAUGUCACUGCACAAACCACUGUGUGAUCUUUAAAAGCCAAAAAUGCUCAGUGAUGAUAUCUCGUUUGUUGUGAGGACAUUUGCACAGACUAAAGGGCCGAGAUCUGUGUCGAAGGAAGAGCAGAAAUUCGGCAGAUGUUGGGGAUAGCCAAGACUACCCAGCAAUAGGAAAGAUAGUUAAUGUUUUCAGUCAAUGACCUUUCAUCUGAACUGGGAAGAGUUUACAAAGGAACAAGAUUGAACUGGGUGAAAAAAUAGGAAAAGUUUGGGAUGGACUGGAAGACAGCAGCGGUUAAAGCAGCAACAUGUUUCAAAGCCAGAAGGAAUGGUGAUGUGGAAAAUAAUGGGAAAGUUCUGUUUCUCUCCUUGUCACAUUGCAAUUCCCUUUGGAAUCCCAUCCCCUUAUCAUUCAGGCUUGUCGGUUUUGUACCCCUUCCCUUCUGUUCAUGUUCCAUUCCCAUUCCCCCAAAUUCACCCCAACAUUUUCACCUUCAAUCAUUUAUAACUUUUCCCGUUCUGAUGAAAAGUCAGCUUGUUUAUCGGUUUUGUUUGGAAAGUUGAUGAAGAUUGAGAGUGAAGAGAAUGGCUGGAUUUGAAUGGAGCGGCCAUAUUGCAAGCAAUCUGUCAGUGGUUUAGCACACACAUGUCUAACUGGCGAGAAGAACAGUACAUACUCAAUUCAACAGGUGGUCUCUUGGUGGGGUGGCAUGAUGGCUCAGCAGUUAGCACUGCUGCCUUAUAGCAUGCAGGUCCCAGGUUCGAUUCCAGCCUGGGAUGACUGUCUGUGUGGAGUUUGCACAUUCUCCCUGUGUCUGUGUGGGUUUCCUCCGGAUGCUCCAGUUUCCUCCCAUAGUCCAACGUUGUGCAGGUUAACUGAAUUGGCCAUGCUAAAUUGCCCGUACUAUUAGGUACAUUAGUCAGAGGGAAAUGUGUCUGGGUGGGUUGCUCUUUGGAGGGUCGGUUUGGACUGAAGGGGCCUGUUUCCACACUGUAGGGAAUCUAAUCUGUUACUGUUUACGAUGGCAGCAGUUUUUAACUUCCAUCUGUGAAUGAUGGGCCAUUGCAUGGUGCUGCAGUGCACAUAGUUCGCUUGUUACUAAGCUCCUGUCUUGCAGGACUCAAUAUCAGGAACGUGUUGGUACUGUCGUGGUUAUACACAGUGAGAAAUUGAGUUGCUGCUGAUUUUGUGUGUAUGUUUGUGUGGCUACCAAAUUAUUGGGGGAUCUUUGCCGAGGAGCUUGAGAGCUGAAAAGAAUUUUCCAGAACUCAGUAAGACAGGCGUGUUCAUACUAAAAUUUUGAAUCUGGCUGAGGAACAAUAACCUCAGGAGAUAAAGGAUUUAUUUCUGGGUUUUGAAACUGUGACUGCUGCACUGCUAUCCGUCUCACUGGAACUCACUGUUGCAAUCAGGGUUGUCAUUACCACACGUGGAAUCUCUAAGGAUUUGACUCAGUACAUUUCAGACCUCGGCUCCAUCUGUCUUUAUUAAAUAGAAGUGCAGGCUGGAGUAGAAUGCAAGUGGCAAGGUCUUUACCUCAGGAAAUAUUUAACCAAAAGCGAAUGAAAACCAACCAUCCAAUGUUAGAGCUAAAACAGUUCCUGUUAAUAGAAAUUCUCCAUAGGAAGGAGAACAUGCAAAUUUUAAUUAAUUUUUUUUUUGGGAACAGAAAUAGAUAUUUUAUACAUAGGAUUAUUUAUUUCUCUCUCAUCCUGUCCUUUUCUCUUAUCCCCAUCCUCAACUCCCACCUUCCCUCUAUCCUCCUUGUCCUGAAUUCUUUAUUAUGUUCAGUUACAGGUCAGCAGUGGUUAGUGUUACACUGUGUUAAUUAGCAGUUAGUGUUCGACUGUUAGUUACAGCACAGUCACAGCUAGUGCUACACUGUGUCAGAUACAGGUCAGUAACAGUGUUUCACUGCAUUAAUUACAAAUCAGUAACAGUGCUUUACUGUGUUAGUUACAGGUCAGUAACAGUUAGUGUUAGACUGUUAGUUACAGGCCGGUCACAGUUAGUGCUACACUGUGUUAGUUACAGGUCAGUAACAGUGCUACAUUGUUAAUUACAGAUCAGUAGCAGUUAGUGUUUCACUGCAUUAAAUAUAGGUCAGUAGCAGUUAAUGUUACAUAGUGUUAGUUACAGGUUAGUAUGAGCUAGUGUUGCACUGUUUUAUUUAGCAGUCUGUACCAGUCAAUAUUGUUUUACUGCAUCUGUUGCACAUCAGUAGCAGUCGAUAAUAUGUUUUACAUGUUGCUUCUAUCACCUUUAGCUUCUUUGCCUUGGAUCUCUUCAAUGUAAAGUGUAGAGAGUACAGCAAUGUUUAAUGGUAUGACUUUACCCAAUUGUCUUUGAGCUCAUAUAUAAUACUUCGUUGAAGUAGAAAGGGAGGGAUGGGGGUCAGUGUUUGCUGGUAAAAGGGACCAUAACGUUUUUUAGUGAUGUGAGUUCAGAAUAAUGCUGAGGUUAAGGGAGGUUGAUCUGGGUGGAGGAACAGACUCUGACACUGACCCUGUCCGCUGUUAAGUUACAUUGUUUUAACACAUAGAGAGUAGUGAGGGUGCAAAAAUAUAAACACAGACACUUGAACUUAAUGGACUGCUGUUUGUCUUCAUGGUGAUCAUUUUAGUGGACUGGGUAAAACAGAGCUUAAAAUACCAGAGACAUCACUGGUCAGCUCAUGAGCUUCAAAGAUCACACAGUUUUUCUCCCCCCCUGCUUUUAUUCCUUUAUAAACAUAGCUGAUUUUUAAUCAGUUUUCACCCUGUGCUUUGCAAUACUUUCCUUCCCCUUACUGAACAUGACAUGGCUUUUGACAUCAGUGAUUUAUUUACAGCAUGCUUUGAAUCCAUUCAUAAUCUAGAAAUGUUAAUGAGCAUUGUAAGAAUAUAUGAAAAUGCUAAGUUUAUUUAUGUAUAGCAUUUAGAUACGGAUUAACAAUCUUUUC